Molecule: messenger RNA, 1851 nt
Organism: Ectocarpus siliculosus
Lineage: Eukaryota; Phaeophyceae; Ectocarpales; Ectocarpaceae
Source: the annotation of a GenBank genome assembly
AUGGGGCAACGACUGGCGUUAUCCCUGGUCUGCGGCGUGUUUGUUCUCCAGGCUGUUGCCGCGGCAGACGGCUUUGAUGGCUCCUCCUACGCCAGGAACGUGUCGCUGGACACCAACGUGGACAUCUUUUGGACCGUAGAUCUCGAGGCCGAAAGCAUUCGUGUGGCCGUGCACGCGAAAGCUGCCACCGGCUGGGCGGGCGUGGGCAUCUCUGAGAUGGGGGGAAUGGAGGGCGCCGACAUUCAUUGUGUUUUACGAGACAGCUACUGGACCUUGCUGUCGGCGGAGGUAGGAAACGGGAGCCUUGUGUUCGAGGCGGAGAGAGCCCUCGACACGGGAGACGAUCAAGAUCGGGUCUUCUCGGAUGACAGCUUGGACGGAACUCAACCCACGAGAGUCCUCGUCGCGUGGGGCGAUUCGGAUACCGUGGGCUACCACGACGAAAACUUCGCCAAGGGGCAGGUCGUCAUGUUCGGCGGAUCGGAGAACGAUGAUGCCGCCGACCCGGUGGUCGACGUCAAGACUAGCGAGGACGUUCAGUUCUUCGAUGCGGCGCCGAAAAACUUCUCCAUCCCGACUGUGCGCACCUGGUACGAAGACACUUGUAUCACGGCCUCGGAACUACCAGACCUCGACGAGUACCACGUCAUCGCUUUCGAAGGCUUGCUCCAAGCCGACACGGCCGAGUACGUGCAUCACCUCGUCUUGACCGGGUUUUAUGGUGCAUCUGACUGCGGGCACGCCUGCAACGAGUGGCUGGACGAAAUCUUCGGGGGCGACGAUAGCUCCUCCUCCUCCUCCACCUCCUCCACCGUCGAAGAAGGAGGAGAAGGUGCUUCGUCCUCGAGCCCCUCUGGUUCCUCCUAUCCUUCGGACGACUCAUCGUCAGUGUCCUUCACCGAGUACUUCGAAAAUCUCAACAUCACCGUCCCCACCUUCUGCAGCAACUACGGCGAACAAGCGGACAUCUUCCUAUGGGCUCCGGGAACGAGCAACCUAGAGCUGCCCGAUGACGUCGGGUUCCUGUUCGGCAACGAAUCUGGCGGUUUCAACUCCCUGAAUAUUCAGACCCACUACAACAACCCGGACGGGGUGAGCGGCAAGAACGACAGCUCCGGCGUGCGCGUGUACUACACCGAGGAGCUGCGGCCGAUCCAGAUGGGCUUGAUGAAGCUCGGAGAUCCGUUCGUCGCCCUAUAUGACCAACCCUUGCCGGAGGGCAAGUCCAGCUUCUCGUUUGGUUGCCCGGGUAGCUGCUCCGAGACAAAUUUCGAGGAAGAGGAGGUUACUGUCUUCAUCCACAUGUUGCACAUGCACGAGAACGGCCAGCGGAUGGUGACACGGCAGUAUCGCAACGACAGCGAUGGCAACGAGGUCCUGAUCCACACGGCCGAAGUCGAGUACUACUCCGUCCUGCAGGCCGGCGGACACCUCGUUACCAACAACGAAACCAUCACCAUCAGAAAAGGGGACAGGUUCACGACGGAGUGCAUGUACGACACGUCUCUCUCUUCGGUAUCCUCGGCCAACGUCACGUUCGGCCUGGGGUCGGAACAAGAAAUGUGCAUCGACUUCGUCUUCUAUUAUCCUGAUCAGAGAAUGCCCGACACCGGAGCAUGCGGGGUCGGUGCGUGCGAUGGCGGCGUUCUGGGCUAUUCACAGCUGGAAGCCGACUCGGACUUCAACCGCACGUUCGGGAUAGUGGACACGUGCACCUCGAGCUUCACCGGGGAUGAGGAGGGAAACGAAUCCAGCUCCUCGUCACGUGCCGCCCAGCCCCUGCUUGGACUCCUGUGGGCAGUUUUCAUCAUCAUCGCGACGCCCGCGCUUGAUACCAUAGUCAUGGUGUAA